AUGGAGGGUUCGGGACAGUCCGCGGGGGGGGGGGGGGGGUUCGGGGUUUUUUUGGGGGGUGCUGGGUGGGGGUUCCGCACCCCGCUGACCCCCCCCCCGUGUCCUCCCCCCCCCCCAGAUGUGGGGGGCAAGGUGAUCCACCUGGUGGAGCGAGCCCCCCCCCAGGCGCAGUCGCCGUCCUCGGGGGGGCCCUCGGGGCUGGGCUCCUCCCCCCCCCCCCCAGAACGGGGGGGCCCGCGGGGGGGCCCCGACAGGAACGCCAACAGCUACGUCAUGGUGGGAACCUUCAACCUGCCGAUCGACGGCUCCUCUGUCGACGUCCACAUCAACAUGGACCAGGGCCCCGGCCAGAGCGAGCCCCGGAUGCGGCUGUUGGUGGCCCAGCACAUGCUGAGGGACAUCCAGGGGGUGCUGGCACAGCUGGAGGGCAAUGGGGGGGGGGUCCCGUCCCCUGCCCAGGCCGAGGGGCCCCCCCCGGCCCCCCCGGAGACCCCCGGGCCCCCCCCCGAGGAGCAGAUGGAGGCGUCGGCGCCCGCGGAGCCCCCGGAGCCCCCCGAGCCCGGCCCGGGCCCCGAGGCCGCCAGCCCCCCGACGCCGGCGGAGCUGGGGGAGGUGCUGGGGGAGCUGCGGCGCCUGGAGACGCGGCUGGAGCCCUAUCGGCAGCGCUAUCGCGAUAUCUUGGGGUCCGCCGCAACAGCCGACUACAACAACAAUAGCGAGGGCCGGGAGGAGGCGCAGCGGCUGCUGAACCUGGUGGGGGAGGGGCAGCGGCUGCUGGGCAAUGCCCUGGUGGCCCUGUCCGAGCUGCGCUGCAACCUGGGGGGGGCCCCGCCCCGCCCCCUGCACCUCGCCCGGCCCCUCCCCCACUACGGGCCCCCCAUGCUGGUGCAGCAGGCGACCAUCCCCCCCCAGAUCAACGUGGGCACCACGGUGACGAUGGCCGGGAACGGCAGCCCCGCGCCCCCCGGCCCGGCCGAGCUGCCCCCCGGCCCCUCCCCCCCCACGCCCCCCACCCCCGGGGACCCCCCCGAGACACCGCCGCCCCCCCCGGGCCCUCCCCCCGGGGCGCAGCCGGGGCCCCCCCGCGUGAUCCGGAUCUCGCACCAGAGCGUGGAGCCCGUGGUGAUGAUGCACAUGAACAUCCAGGAUUCGGGCUCUCCCCCCGCGGGGGGCUCAGCUGGGCCCCCCGGCCCCGGGCUGGGCAUCGGCGGGGUGGGGGUCCAGCUGCCCCCGCUGCCCCCCGAGUUCCUGCAGGCCGUGGCCCAUCAGAUCACCCAGCAGGCCAUGGCGGCCGCGGCCUCUGCGGCCACAGGCCAGGCCGUGGGCGGGUUCCAGGCCCCCACCCGUGUGGUCAUCGCCCGGCCGUCAGCGCCGCCCCCGCGCCCCACCCACCCCGGAGCCCCCCAGGCCGGCGCCGGCCCCGCCCCUGGGGGGGCGUCGCUGGCGCAGGUGAUCAGCGGCCUGGUGGGGCAGCUCCUGAUGCAGCCGCUGGUGCUGGCCCAGGGUGGUUCCUCAGCCCCCCCUGCGCCUCCCACCCCCAACUCCGCCCCCCCCUCAGGCCAAGCCCCGCCCCCGCCUGGCCCCGCCCCCUCGGCCGAGGCCCCGCCCACCUCCGACCUGUCCCCUUCCCCCACCUCUGCCGCCCCUCCCCCCUCCCCACCGCCCCCUCCCCCACCUCCGCCCCCCGAGGGCGGCCCCGCCCCCCCCGCAGGCCCCGCCCCCGCCGACGGCGGCCCCGCCCCUCCCCCUCCCGGGGAGCCGCUGCCCCCCGAGUUCUUCACCAGCGUCCUGCAGGGCGUGCUCAGCUCCAUGCUCGGCCCCCUGGGCGCCCCCCCCAGCGGCCCCCCCGAGAGCAUCGCCGCCUUCCUGAGCCGCCUCAGCGGCACCCCCGGCCUGCUCGAGGGCUCCCCGGGGCCCGACGGGUUUUUCGGGGCGCUGCUGGCGCUCAUCUGCCAGCACCUGUCCAUGGUGGACGUGGUGCUGCUGCUGCACGGGCGCUGCCAGCCCCUGGCCCGGCUGCAGCCGCUGCUGCGCCGCUGCUUCCGCCAGCGCUACCUGGGCGGCCGCGACCCCACCGAGGCCAACGUGCGGGCAGCGACGCACAACCUGAUCAUGGGGCUGGAGGGGUUCAUCCGCGAGAGCUUCGCCGGUGUCCGAGUGGCCGACGGGGUGGACAUCACCCGGACCAACGUGGAGUUCCUGCGGGAGCAGUUCAACCGCAUCGCGCUGCACGUGCUGCGCUGCACCGACGGCUCCUUCGGGCCGCGGCUGCUGGAGCUCUGCAACCGGGGCCUGUUCGAGUGCCUGGCGCUGAACCUGCACUGCCUGCGGGGCGAGCGGGGGGCCCUGGGGGCCCUCAUCAGCGACCGCAUCCGCCGCCUGUCCGCGGACGUGCCGCCGUCGCUGGUGGGGUGGCUGACGGCUGUGGUGGGGCUGCGGCUGCAGGCGGUGCUCGAGCAGAUGCCGGUGACCCCCGAGCAGGUGCUGCCCUAUGUGCGGCACCUGGGGGAGCCCCCGGAGCCCCCGCCCCGCCAGCCGCUGCCCGAGGAGCCAAUGGAGGUGCAGGAGGCGGAGCCGCCCCCGGACGACGCCCAGUGGGACGGCGCGGGGUCCCCCGCCCCCGCCACCACGGCCGAGGAGGCCCUGCCCCCCCCCGAGAGCGACAGCGAGGCCUGGGCGGCCGCCGUGCCCCCGGAGUGGGUCCCCAUCAUCCGCGAGGACGCCCAGCGCCAGCGCAAGGCGAAGCCGCAGCCCCCGCUCAGCGACGCCUACCUGAGCGGGAUGCCGGCCAAGCGCCGCAAGACGAUGCAGGCCGAGCCGCCCCCGCUGCUGCUGGCCGAGGCCGUGUCCAGAGCCGCCCGCGCCACCGGCGCCCGGAGCCUUGGGAGCCCCGAGAGCCUCAGCCGGGAGCUGAGCGGGGGGCUGCAGGAGGGGUACAGGCAGCAGCUCCAGGCGGACCUGCAGCGCCGGCUGCGCGAGGACCCCGACUUCAGCCCCCGGCGCUUCCCCAGCGCCCACCGCGCCUUCGGGAGCCCCUCCCCCCGCGCGAGCCCCCCCGCGAGCCCCCCCAAUAAACGCGGCCCCGCCCCUCGCCACGCCCACCACGGGAUGUUGCUGCACCUUUAUUCCUCUGCCGGGGCCGUUUGGUUUCAUUUUGUGUUUUUUAUCGUUUUCAACGUUUCUUUACCAAAGGAGGGGGAGGGGCCGCGCCCCACGCAAGGAGAGGGGGAGGGGGAAUUACGUCCGGCCACUCCCCCACCCGCAUAA
Corvus hawaiiensis (hawaiian crow) is the source of this 3267-nucleotide messenger RNA. It is a transcript of the gene BAG6, whose product is annotated as BAG cochaperone 6. Gene Ontology annotation, molecular function: misfolded protein binding; polyubiquitin modification-dependent protein binding. Gene Ontology annotation, cellular component: BAT3 complex. The record is from RefSeq and is a predicted model, not a curated record. Lineage: Eukaryota; Metazoa; Chordata; Aves; Passeriformes; Corvidae.